This is a messenger RNA of Entamoeba invadens IP1, 1725 nucleotides long. RefSeq lists its product as hypothetical. The record is from RefSeq and is a predicted model, not a curated record. Lineage: Eukaryota; Evosea; Mastigamoebida; Endamoebidae. The transcript has a single exon. Bases 1 to 1725 code for a protein of 574 amino acids.
AUGCCAACAAUCACUUUUGGUAAGGCGGUGACCGAGUUUGGAAAUAUGGCUUUCAAAGGAGUUACAGUUGUUACAGAUAUUGCAAUUCCAACAGUCACUUCAUUUGGAACACAUGUUUUUGAUGGAAUCACAACUCUGAAACACGCCGAUUUGUCUGAAAAUACAAUGAUUCCUGAGGGUACUUUUUCGGGAUGCACUAUGUUGAAUAACGUUUCAAGAACACAGAAAGUUGCAACAGUUGGAAAAGACGCGUUCAAAGAUUGUGCUCAACUUGAAAACCUCAAUUUGUAUGCGCCACUCACAACAUUAUCAGACACACUGUCCAAUGUGAUAAACUUGUUUUUCCAUGGUACUGCGGCACCAGCAGCUCUCCCAACUGAUUUGAACAGCAAACUGAAUGUGUAUGUCACUGAAAACUACACAGCCUCUGUGUUUGGAAAGUUGACUGUUCUCAAGGCGAAAUGCACCAACUCUGAAUGUGUUGAUGUCACUCCUGAUGUUGCACCAGCUGCAAAAAUGGCAGGAGAAGUCACACCAAAGUGCAAAGCAUGCCCAAACAAUUUCUUGAGUGUUGAUGGAAAUAACUAUUACUGCGAGUAUGAUAUGGCAGUUUGUUUGUCCAAGCAUCCCAAUUGCAAAGUGUGUGCUGUUGAUAAAUGCUACCAAUGCAAGGAUGAUAAAUACUUGAAGGAAGACCUCUUUGAGUGUUUUGACAAGUGUGAUGAUGGGUAUUUCAAAGACACCAUAAACGAAAAUAACCACACUUGUGGAAAAUGUCAACCAGACUGCAAAACUUGCACUGAUGGGACCAAAUGCACUUCUUGUCCAGAAAACGCACUGCUUCUUGAAGACACUGGAAAAUGUGUUACAGCCACUGAAUGCCCAUCUGGAUACUACAAAGAUAAAACAGCAGCAGCAACAUGUAAGAAGUGCAAAACUGGAAGCAAUUGUCUGACUUGUGAAUCUGACACAAAGUGUUUGUCUUGUAUUGAUGGAUUCUAUUUGGCAGAUGAAGGAAAAUGUUCUGCAUGUAACACAAUUGCUGGGUGUGGGAAAUGCAAGUCAGCCACCGAGUGCACUGAAUGUACAACUGACAAUCUCCAACCAGACAAAACUUGCAAAAAGAACUGCCCAGAAGCGUACUUUGCAAAGGAUAAGGUGUGCACCGCAUGUGUUGAUGAUUGCAAGACGUGCACCGAAGAAACCAAGUGCACUAUUUGCAAAGAAGAUGCUCUGAUUGUUGAAGACACCAAAAAGUGUGUGAAAGGCAACUGUCCAGAUAUGUAUUUCAAAGAUAAUGCUGAGAAGAUGUGCAAGAGAUGCACUGAUGGUUGCAAAGUGUGCAGCAAUGCAACUGACUGCCAAGAGUGUGUUGCACCAAAGAUGUUGGAGGAGGGAACUAUGAAGUGUGUUGAGAAAUGUGGAGAUGGGUUCUUCAAUGUCGACAACAAAAAGUGUGACAUGUGCAUGGAUAACUGCAUGACGUGUGCAGCAAAAGAAAAGUGUGACAAGUGCAAAGAAAACUAUUUUAUUUCCGAAGACAAAUGUGUUGACAUGUGUCCAGAAAAGUACUUUGAAAAAGAAGGAAAAUGCGAGAAGUGCAAAGACACAUACAACACGCCAUGCAAACAAGGCGACACCGAAUGCGAGGUUUGUAUGAACAAAAGUGGGACAUUGAAGGUGUUAGUUGUAGUUGUGGUGUUUGUCUUGAUGAUUGCCUUCUAA